Leptosia nina is the source of this 3564-nucleotide messenger RNA. NCBI's taxonomy places the organism in Eukaryota, Metazoa, Arthropoda, Insecta, Lepidoptera, Pieridae. The record is from the annotation of a GenBank genome assembly.
AUGCCAGUUACCCGAUCGCAGAAGGAGUACAAGACAGCCGAUGUGACAUCACCUACGAGCGCUGCCACGAGUGCCACGCACGACACCACGUCAGGGACUACGGUUACCACAGAGGCCGAGAAGACGACGGUGUCCACGGAAGCCACAACAGCGAGCCAGCCAGGUCACACCAUGACCCUGGUACCCGAGGGUUCUACCCGGCGAGCUGGAACAGCUGCGAGGUCUCGAGCCAGCACAAACAGGCGGAGACUCGAGGCCAAAGAAGAGUUGGCACGAUUUGAGCUCGAAGAAAUACAGGCAAGGGCACGCCUCGAGCUUGAACAAAUACAGGCAAGAGCACGCCUUGAAAUUGAAGAAAUGCAGGCAAGAGCGCGCCUGUUACGAAUCCGUCUAGAAAUAACGGAAGAAGAUGAAGAAGACUCUAUUGCCGAGAAUGAAGAAGCCUUCCAGGAACGAGACCGCAAAAUCCGGAGCUGGAUGGAAGCUGCUGCCGCCGAGCCACCACUGCUACCUGGAGCCGCUGCCGAGGAGCCUGCAACUGCUGGACCUGCUACUGCGGGAAUGGCCGCUGCUGGAGCUGUUGCCGUCGGGCCUACCGCUGCUAGGCCUGCUAUUGCUGCCGGACCUGCCGCUGCUGCUGCAGCCGCUACCGUUGGUCCUGCUGUCGUGAAGAAAGAAGCAUCAGCCGAGGUUCAACUCAUCGCAGAGGCGCUUCGAGAAGCAUUGUCCCACAACGUUACGAUGGCUACGCAACCAAGUUAUAUACAAGAGCUCCCAGUCUUUGAGGGAGACAGCACCGAGUGGACGGCAUUUCAGGUUGUAUAUGAUAACACAGCUUCUCUAUUUUCACCAGUUCACAAUAUGGCAAGACUUCGGAAUGCGAUCAAAGGGGAAGCCAGGGAGAGCUGCAAGAGUCUUCUGUACUCCAGUAUGAAGCCCGAAGAUGUUAUGGAAGCACUACGUCGGCGCUACGGGCGGCCCGACCUACUAGUGAUGGCUGAAGUGAAGAAAUUGGAGAGCAUACCUCCGAUUGGGCAUAGCCCGAGGGAGCUCUGUAACUUCGCCAACAGUAUCAGCAAUAGUGUCGCGGCGAUCAAGAGUUUGAACAGACCUCAGUUCCUGCAUGCACCAGCGGCAGUGAACUCAAUAGUUGAGAAGAUACCACACGGCUUGAGGUAUCGGUGGUAUGAAUAUGCAUCGGCGUAUCCAGAGGAGUCCAAGUACAACAUAGAAUUGGUGAGUGCUUUUCUCAAUUUAGAAGCAGACAGGUGCAGCGCGUUUGCAGGAGCUGUGGAGUACAAGCCACAACGUGAAAGCGCGACUGCGAGAAAACCACUAAGACACACCACGAACAACGUAACGCGGGUCGCCGAAACCAUGAAAUGUCCAGGGUGCGAGGGCAACCACCGAUUACCAGAAUGUCCUGAAUUUUUGAAGAUGCGUGUCAGUGACAAGUGGGAUGCCGUGAAGAAAGCAAAGGUAUGCUUUAAAUGUCUGUCAUUAAAACACCGAAAGGAAAAUUGUAGGAAGCCGCCAUGUAAGACAUGUAAGAGAUGGCAUCAUGAUUUGUUGCAUGUGUUUAAAGAAAUAGAACAAUCCGCAGAAUCGGUCAACACCAUUAGGAAUUCCAGAGCACUGCUAAAGAUGAUCCAGGUCGAAGUAUGUGGGCCCAAAGGCAACAAGAAGGUAAUGGCGUUGCUGGAUGAAGGCUCAACAGUGACGCUUCUGCACGAGAAGAUCGCAGACGCGAUUGGAGCCAGGGGACCUCAGGAAGAACUGACCGUCGAUACAGUGGGCGGUGGGCAAUUACAACAUCAGAAGUCCAUGAAGAUUGACCUGGAACUGCGAGGUAUUAAACAACAUAGCAGAGGUAAGCUCAAAGAAGUACGGACCGUAAAGGAAUUGAACCUGACGCCUCAACACCUUGACAAAAGACGUUUGAAGAGAUAUAAGCAUCUAUCGAAAAUCAUUGAUGAUGUAUAUUACGAGGCGGAGAAACCUAUGCUGCUCAUCGGCCAGGAUAAUUGGGAGUACAUAGUGUCCUUACAGGUGCGCAGGGGGAAAAGAGGACAGCCGGUCGCUUCCAGAACUAGACUCGGCUGGGUCCUGCACGGCAACGACAGCAACCACGUGUCCCCAGGAAAUUAUGUCAACACUUGCGCUCACCUGAACAUCGUUGAAGAACUGGAUAAGCCAGUAAAGGAGCACUUCACGAUUGAGGCGCUUGGUAAACAUCCGAAAAGACCGAAUACAGAUACGGAAGAGAAAGGCACAAGGACACUUCAGGAAACCAGUAGGUGCUCAGAGAACGAACGGUCUAACGUAGGUCUCCUGUGGAAAGAAGACAACAUGCAACUGCCAGACAAUAACGAUUCUGUUUUAGACAGGUUUACGGGGAUCAAGAAGAAACUGCAGGAAGACAGUCAAUGGAAAGGGGAGUACAGCACGCAGAUUGUGACCUUGCUGCGCUGCCAAUAUGCUGACGAGGUACCUGCUGACUGUACUGCAUCAAAGAAUCCCCUGAAGAAGAAAUUGAGGAUCGUCUUCGACACGGCGGUGAAGACGACUAAAUGGAGCCUCAAUGACGCGCUGCUACCCGGCCCAGAUCUACUCCAGUCAUUGUUUGGAGUAUUGCUACGUGUCAGGGAGGGUUCGGUCACAAUAGCAGCAGAAAUUAAAGGAAUGGUCUUGCGAGUGAAGAUAAAAGAGAAAGAUCGAGAUAGUGCACGGUUCUUAGGAACAAAUAACGAGAAGACCCUAAAUUUACGAUGGCAAACGCGUGGCGUAGCAACCGGAAUGAAGACCCCAACGAAGACAGAUGUCACCAGAGCGGUAAGGUCCACUUUUGAACCGAAGAGUCUUAUCUCAUCCAUCCUCAUUCAGGGAAAGAAGCUGAUCCAGCACGUUUGGCGGAGCGGCAACAGAUGGGUCGAGAAGAACACACAAGAGGACUUCACCCGAUACAAGACGCAAUUGGAAGACAAAAGAAGAUUGAAGACAUCCGGUUGGCUCGGUGCAUAUCACCAACAUGCACCGAAGGGGAGCUUUACACAUUCACGGACGCUAGUGAGACAGCCUACGCCGCAGUGGUUAUGGGGAACGAGCCACACAAGCAGACAAGGCAGAAGAAGAGGCGCAGACUUACUUCGUCAUCGGAAGGUCUCGUGGAGCGGCGCUGAUUGGCAGCUUCGCGGAAAUGAAAAGGGUUGGCAAAGACAGUUGGAAGAUGGUGCAACUACUGGCACAGCACUUAUGGAGAAGAUGGCUGCGGAAGAAUAUGAACAAGGCGCCGGGCGACAACCUGAAGGUGGAAGGUGCGGUCAUCAUUGUCGACCGCACUCUCCCUCAAUGCAAAUGGCCACGAGGGCAGAGACGGAUCCAGAACCCGACGGAAGAACACGAGUCAUCGACAAGACAACGCGAGGCGAGACAUCAACCGUCAUCGCGCAUCGUGCUCCUGGUUCCCGCCACCGAGUCGCCGCCCAGAAGUAUGGUGCGUUACCGCACGAAGGGGAGAAUGUUGGCGACCUUACCUCACGUAAAAUAAGUAGUUUGAUUAAUUAA